AUGAGGGGAAUAAAAGGGAAAGUCUAUACGGUCACAGGAGCAGCAUCUGGGAUUGGGCAGGCUACUACUGUACGAUUGGCCGAACUCGGUGCUGCUGGUAUUGCAAUCAGCGAUGUCGAUGUCGUCGGUCUUGAAAGAACCAAGAAGCUAUGUGAGGCACAUGAGACCAAAAUCACCACUCGAAAGGUUGAUGUAAGGGUCAUUGAGGACGUGAAUCGCUGGAUCGAAGAUACAUACACCGAAUUUGGAAAGCUCGAUGGUGCGGCGAAUGUCGCGGGUGUUGCUGGCGGAGAUGGUGAUACUACAGUUGAAACCAUUGUACAAAAAGACUGGGAUUUCACCAUGGGCAUCAAUGUCAACGGCGUGAUGCAUUGCAUGCGUGCCCAGCUAGCAAAACUCACCAAACCAGGAGGUUCGAUAGUCAAUGUAUCCAGUACCUCAGGAUUGCAUGGCCUACCGCAUAGUGCGGCAUACUCAACUAGCAAGUUUGCGGUAAUUGGUUUGACCGAGUCGGCUGCUGGGGAAUUUGGAAAGGCUGGCGUUCGGAUCAAUGCUAUAUUACCAGGCCCGACUGACACCAAGAUUUUCCGGGAUGGAGAAGAGAAAGGGUUAUUCAGCGCUGAUGCUAUGGGUGGUAGUACUCUCUUGGGGCGGAUGGGUUCUGCUGAGGAGAUUGCGAAUGUAUUGUGUUUUAUGCUGAGUGACGAGGCAUCAUUUGUUACUGGAGCAUCUUGGGUGGUGGAUGGUGGCUAUAAUGCUGGUCGCUCCGCGAGUUAA
Messenger RNA from Lachnellula hyalina, 777 nucleotides. RefSeq names its product 3-oxoacyl-[acyl-carrier-protein] reductase. The transcript has 5 exons. Lineage: Eukaryota; Fungi; Ascomycota; Leotiomycetes; Helotiales; Lachnaceae. Gene Ontology annotation, molecular function: oxidoreductase activity. The coding region runs from base 1 to 777 and encodes 258 amino acids. The record is from RefSeq and is a predicted model, not a curated record.